CCGAGCAGCGCGUGCCGCCGGCAGCAGUCUCCGUGUCUCCCCGGCCACGUGGUCGAGUGCGCGCGUGCGGUGUGCGUGCAGCAGUGCGAGCGGCAGUGUGCUAUGAGUGGAUACCUUCCUCCCGCAACGACUGCAACGACAGCAUGAGCCAAGAGCGAGUCGCCCCCGCCAAGACGACGAGGACCACGAGGAUGAGGAGAAAAGAGCUCGCCGCGCUGGCGCUGCUGGUGGUGCUGCAGACCGCCAGCGCCGCGUCCGACGGCUGGACCCCCAUCAUCCCGGAGGGCGUCCCCGGGUCGUCGGGGUCGUCGUCGCAUGGCGGCAGGCACGCCCUGGCCGUGGAGCCCGGCCUGCCCGGCUCGCUGGCGGCCAGCUUGUCCAGCCUCAGCUCCAGCCUGGGCGCCAGCAGCUACCACAGCCACGUGGACCACGUGGUGGGCCAUAGCCACGUGUUCAGGCCGAGGCCCAGCAAGCACCACGCCGCGCCGUCCCCGCUGCCCUCCAUCGGGCCCUCGCCCGACUUCCCCAAGGACUUCCUCGGGACGAGCCUCGGGCCCCAGCACCCCGCCGGCGACCACGGCGACACCUGCUCGCUGUACAAGGCCGCCAUGACGCAGGACCUCUACUUCCAGUACAUCCAGUACAAGGUGCACAUGCCGGACCUCAAGGAGUUCACGCUCUGCAUGUGGCACAAGUUCUACAACCACUCCAGUGACCACCCCCUGUUCUCCUACGCCAUCCACGACACCCCGCGGGCCAUCCUCUCCUGGGUGUCGGCCACGGACAGGUCCACGUACUUCUCCAUGUCGGUGGACGGCCACACGCUGUUCCGCCUCAACUACCCGCUGCGCCUGAACCGCUGGUACCACUCGUGCCAGUCCUGGAACGGGCGGACGGGCGAGUGGCAGGUGUGGGUCAACGCGGAGCGCGUCGGCAGGGGCUUCCACAACCUGCUCGUGAACCACGUCAUCAAGGGCGGCGGCGUGGCCAUCACGGGCCAGGAGCAGCGGCAGUACGGCGGCGGCUUCCUGGAGGGCGAGGGCGCGCCCAAGGGGGCCGGCGGCAUGCUUGGGGAGAUCACGCAGCUGCAGAUGUACACCGUGGCGCUGACGGCCGGCAAGGCGUACCGCGACCACAAGCACCACCACGGCAACUACGCCGGCGAGCCCGGCCAGGCGCAGAGGACCACCACCACCACGCCCGCGCCCAUGCCAGAAACGACGCCCGUCAACCCGUACGCGCCCUUCAUCACCAACGGCCAGCUCACGCCGCAGCUGCCCAUCUUCGAGCUGUCCGCGUUCCGCAAGAACAUCCCCAUGCCGCCCGGUAUGGAGGACGCGCAGGCCUCCAACGCGCAGGCCUCGCCGUCCGCCGCGCCCACGGCCGGCGCCAUGCUGGACCUCAGCCAGCUGCUCGCCGCCGUGUCCUACCUGCACAUGUCCCCCACGGCCGGCGGCGCGUCCGUGCGCAUCCCCCUGCUCACGCACUCGCGGCCCGCGCUCGACCUGGACCCCCAGCAGCACUACCUGUUCAAGCGCGACGACACCGUCAAGGGCGCGGACCAGCCCGACGACCCCGCCAAGAAGCAGGAGAAGCGCGACACCGCGGCCGCCACCGACGACAAGGACGCCGUCGUGGAGGCUGAGGACAAGAAGCCCGAGCCCACCGUCGCCACCAAGGUGAAGCGCUCCGCUGAUCCGGCUGCCCGCGCGGAUGACGACGAGGCCAAGCAGGCCGAGGUCCUGGCGGCCGAGGUGGAGCCCCAGCGACUGUCCGGCAAGCACGCCAAGCGCGAGAGCAAGCGCCUGCUCAAGAGCGCCGCCAAGCCGACGUCCGCCACCGCGCCCCAGCCCGCCGACGAGGCCGUCGACAUCAAGCCGUCGUCGCAGACCAAGCGCGAGACCGACGACGAGGUGGUGAGCGACACCAAGAAGAAGAGGCAGACCAUCUCGCUGCACGGCGGCCCCAUCGACCUGGGCGGCGACAUCGACACCAGCCUGCUGAGCCAGGGCCUGAGCGGGCUGCUGCCGCACGGCGAGUUCCUGGGCGCGGGCGGCGCCACGCCCGGCCCGCUCGCCUACGUCGAGUUCCACGGCAACAACCACCAGCAGCUGCUGUCGCUGCCGCAGCCCAGCAAGAUGCCGCAGGCGGUGGCGCAGGCCGGGCCCCCGGGACCGCCGCCCAAGCCGCUCAAGCGCGAGAACGAACCCGCCGAGGGCGAGGUGAUGGCCGUCAUGGCCAUGUGCUCGGGCUGCGCGCCGGACCCCUUCGCCAAGGUGAACGUCAUCUCGUGGCAGGGCACCCCCAAGAAGCUCUACUCCGGCGUGCACUACGUGCCGGCCAAGCCCGUCUGCCGCAAGUUCUGAGGUGCCAGGACGUCCUGGGCGGUCCCGGAGCGCCGUCUUGCCUCCCGGCUAGGAUGAGGCCGCCGCCGACAGCCAGGAAGCGCCGCCAAGCACCGCGGAGCUGCGACGCGCACGGACACAAUGCGUCGUGAGACCUCCCGGUCGAUGCUAUCCGUAUCGGGGAGCCGUCCCGACGGGGAGGACCAGGGCCGCUCGCGGAAGGGCCGGCGCCGAGAUGGCCUCGAUGACGGCACGGCCGGGCACGGCGGCCUGCUGCACGCCGGACGCCAAACAGUGGGCCACUCGACCUGGCCGACCUCCUUCCGCCUUUACGGCUGGCUUGCUUGGCUUCGCGGAAGAGCGGGGCGAGCGAGGCGAGAAGCAGCGCCGCCCCCGUCCCGAAUUAGCAACACUGUAAACAGGGCCGUCUGGACUGUCGGGCGCAUCGCUGGCGCAUCGCUGGACUCGGCCCCGCGGCCUACGGGCCGACCAAAGGCCAAACAAACGUGGCGCGCCCAUUUCGAGGGAAGGCGAGCCGCGCCGCGAGCCGCGGAAGACGACGACGAUCGAAGUUAGCCAAAGAACUAAUCUUGUAUUGUUACCACCCCAACGACGCCUCGACGCAAACCCCACCCCGCCAUCGGCUUGGAGUAUCCACCGCGACGACCAGCCCACUAAUGUACCAGUGUGUGAACGCGCCAUAGGACAGACACGAACCGCGACGACCCCACUUCUGCUCAAAAUGUAGUAAACGCGUGUGAAUGUGUGUGUAUGUGUAUGUAUGCGCGUGACUGAGUGUGUGUGUGUGCGUGAGGGACACGUUCGAUGCAGUGUAGGAACGGGGUGCACGUCGCUGCCGACAGGAAAUGUGCCGCCGUCUUGCCGCGAGGAAGACGAAUCGCCCGAAAUCAGUGGCGGCGGCGACGCGGCGGCGUGGCGUGGGGUGUUUUCCCUUUCCCCACUCUGUAUCUGCCGUGCCGUGCCGUGCCGUGCCGUGCCCCUUCACUCCGCCGCGAGGCGCGCGGCACGGCACGCCACGCCACGGACUGCCAACUCAGGAGACAACCAACUCCACUUUGUGAUGUAACUUAAUUUAAAUGCAUGUUGUACAGUUUACUGUUUAAAUGGCGGCGACGAAACCAGCAGUAGUCGCUGCCAGCCCUUUGAUGUUAAAGCGCCUUAAGAGUGUUUUUUAUUGUUUUUAUUAUAUUAUAUAUUGAAACGUACCAUCGUGUAUCCACUUCGUUUAGUAGUAUACCGUGUACGAUCGAGUGUAUGUAUGUGUUGAGAUUAUUUUUUUGUAUGUAAAAAGAAAAACAUAAUAAUAAUAAUAAAAGAGCAGGGGGCGUAUUUUUUGUACAAAGGCGUUUUAAUUCCCGAAUUCUCGGUACCAAAAGGACCUGAGACUGCCAACAUGGCAAACAACUUUGCAAGUCGUACAGACAAUCUAAUCACAGUGCUGCGACCACCCGCCGCAUCCAGG
Messenger RNA from Thrips palmi, 3828 nucleotides. RefSeq lists its product as uncharacterized. The record is from RefSeq and is a predicted model, not a curated record. The coding region runs from base 144 to 2366 and encodes 740 amino acids. The transcript is spliced from 6 exons. Lineage: Eukaryota; Metazoa; Arthropoda; Insecta; Thysanoptera; Thripidae.